UGGCUUGCCUGGCGGCGACAAACUAUGUAUUCGAAGACCGGAAGCUCGUGAACUGGACAGCAGCACAAGAGAAAUCAAUCUCAACGGACUACCCGUUCGAGCUGCAAGCAGAAUCGCUGGACCAGUAUAUCGCCAGGACAUACUUGCAGUUCCUAUGGCUCCCAGAGGCAAUUAUGCCACUGCAUCUCCUAGUUCCAUCCCUCCAACGCGUGAACGCCCCAUCGACAUCCGGCGCGUCUGUUCAUCCAAUGCACGCGUUUCUGGAGCCACUUCUACUCACAACCCGGAAUUCGAACGCAAAAUACCACACUGAGCUCCCCCAGAUACUCGCUGACAAUGGCGGAGCCGGACAGAUGGAAGAGACGAUGAUGUGGUACUCGUUAACGCACGAGAAGGCCCCGGAGGAUCUACCAGCGGACGCUGAAGGGCCAUGGUCGGACGAGAAGUGGAGGGAGCAGUACUUUGAAAGGAUGGAAAGAAGAGAGGUUCAGAUCCAGAUUUUGUUGUACAUGCUCAAGCUCUCAUUGCCCGGUCCUCUACCACCGGAACCCCAAAAGAAGAAGAAGAGACGAUCAAGGAAGCAGGAGGAACCGGUGUUGAAGACCGAAGACCACCUGGAGUCGUUCAUGGACAAGCUGUCGAUGUGGCAGCUUUCUGUUUCACUCGAUCCUACGAGACCUGUAGUCAUGCGGAAGGACGAGCGAGAUUGGGUCCAGAAAUUCGCAGAGGAUAUUGUAGAGCGACAGUUCAAAUCCACUCUACCUGAAGCUUGCUCUCUCCUCCGAUCUAAAGUCUUCCCAAGCUCUCCAUUCUCCGACGAUGACUCCAACACACACACAUCCCGCGAGCCCUCUCCUGAACCCAUCAUGCAAGCAUGCAAAUCACUCUCUCGUGCACCCUCUACUUCUCGGCUUCCAUCUCCUGCUCUAUCCACGUCCUCUCGGACAACCACCGUCUCCAAGACGAGCGCACGAGCCCUGGUUCGUUCACGUUCACGUUCCCUCUCAGUUUCGCUGGCACAAGAACAAGAGGAACGCGAGCGAGCCAAUGCAGCACAACCCAAGAAACGUGUACUGAAUCGCGAGAUCAGCAUGUCGCGUGUGUUUAAGCCCAAGACGAAGCCCAAAGCCGACCUCAAGGCGAGCAAGAUCAAAUCAGAGGCGCCUCUACCUACGAAGGGCAGGAGCAAAGAGAAAGACUGCGGUGUAACGCUCGUCGAAGAGACGCCUGCCAAAUCUCGGAUUUUGCCCUCGGUUCAGUCGCAGGGCGCCAUCACGUUCGGCAAGCCGACCUUCGACUUCUCCAUGAAGCCUCUUGAUUUGUUGGGUGGUGGGAAGAAGGGAACCACGAGCCAGCUGAUGAGUGUGGACGAGGACGACGGAGAUGAGGAAUGGAUGAUGGACAGCUCACUCGAUAUCGUGUUGCUAAACCCUGGGGCGAGCCAGAGCAGGAGGGCGAGUGUUAGCUCGAAGGUGGAUUCGGACAAGGAGGUCGAGUUGGCCCCGGUUACGCCUUCUAAGCCGUCGAAGAGGAAGAGGAAGUAGG
Messenger RNA from Cyclocybe aegerita, 1545 nucleotides. NCBI's taxonomy places the organism in Eukaryota, Fungi, Basidiomycota, Agaricomycetes, Agaricales, Hemipholiotaceae. The record is from the annotation of a GenBank genome assembly.